UUCCCGCCCCGGCCAUGGGGGCUUCGUGCAUCUGGCUGGAGACCCUCGUGGUUUUGGCACUUCUCUGGGCCGGAGUCAUGAACUUCAACCUGGACACCAGGGCCGCCUGGAAUUUCUCUUUCCAAAAUGCCGGGAUCCAAUUCGGAUACCGGGUGCUACAGAUUGGGGACACGUCAAAUCCCAGUGUGGUCGUGGGAGCACCCGGGGAUGGAAACCACACUGGGAACAUUUAUCAGUGCCUGCCGGAGUCAAGAAGCUGCCAUCCUAUUCAACUGAAUGAUACCAACACCCACUCCAAGUACUUGGGAAUGACCUUGGCGAUGGAUAAGAAAGGUGGACGCAUCAUGGCCUGCGACCCUGGGCUGACCCGGAAGUGUGAUCAGAAUCUCUACAUCAGUGGACUGUGCUAUGUCUUUCCUCCGAGCCUGGGGGACCCCAUUCUCAGCCUGCGCCCCGGAUAUCAGGAGUGCCUGAAAGGGAAAGUGGACUUGGUGUUUCUCUUUGAUGGGUCGGAGAGCAUGUCCACUGAGAAUUUUCAGAAAAUUGUGGAGUUCAUGAAAGACGUGAUGAGGAAGCUCAGCAACACGUCCUUCCAGUUCGCCGCCGUGCAGUUUUCAAGCAGCGUCAAAACUGAGUUCACCUUCUCCGAUUAUGUCCGCGAGAGAAAUCCGGAUGUUCUGCUCUCCAAAGUGAAACACAUGAAGUCACUGACCAACACCUUCAAGGCUAUUCAUUACGUUGUGUCUGAUGUAUUUAAGGCUGAGGCGGGGGCGAGGGUGGAAGCCACAAAGGUGAUGAUCAUUAUCACAGACGGAGAAGCCACGGACAAGGGAGUCGUCUCUGAGGAAAAAAUUAUUCGCUAUAUCAUCGGGAUCGGGAAUAAUUUUGAAAGUGGUGACACGGAACAGUACCUCAGCCAGUUCGCCUCAAAGCCCGUGAACCAGUUCGUGAAGGUGCUCGACACAUUUGAGAAGCUCAAGGGACUGUUUGACGAGCUGCAGAAGAAAAUCUACAGUAUCGAAGGCACCAGUAAAGAGCACAACUCGAGUUCCUUCCAGAUGGAGAUGUCUUCUAGCGGAAUCAGCGCCGAUCUCUUUGGGAGCCACGGCAUCGUCGGGGCCGUGGGGGCGAACAACUGGGCUGGGGGCUUCAUAGACCUGUGGAGAAACCCGAAGGGGGACACGUUUGUAGGCCCCAAGCCUCUGAAACCUUUCAUGGAGGAUGGCUACUUAGGUUAUACGGUGGUCUGGCUACCCCAAGGCGGGAGCAGGGUGCUGCUGGCAGCGGGAGCCCCCCGAUAUCAGCACGUGGGACAAGUGCGGCUAUUUCUGGCACCGGAUGAUCGGGAGGGAGAAUGGACCCAAAUCCAGAACCUGGAUGGCAGCCAGAUUGGCUCCUAUUUUGGCGGAGAACUGUGUGGGGUCGACGUGAAUGGAGAUGGGGAGACAGAGCUUCUGCUGGUCGGAGUCCCCCUGUUCUACGGGGGAAGGAGAGGGGGCCGUGUUCUCGUCUAUCACUGGAAGGAGGAGAAAUUCCAGAAGGGGCCGGAGCUACAAGGGGAGCCCGGCUACUCCCUGGGCCGUUUCGGAGCGGCCAUCGCGGCCCUGGAGGACAUCAACGGGGACGGGCUGGCCGACGUAGCUGUAGGAGCGCCCAUGGAAGAGAAGGGAGCCGUAUAUAUCUACAACGGGCUUCCGGGGGGGCUCCAAUCCCAGCCCAGCCAGAGGAUCGAGGGGAUCCAGGUGUCCCCCGGCCUCCAGUUUUUCGGCUGCUCCAUCCACGGGGUAAUGGAUCUUGGAAAGGACGGGCUGACGGACGUGAUCGUGGGGACUCGGGGCCAAGUGGUGGUGCUCAGGUCCCGUCCCGUGGUGGACAUCACCUCGACUCUGACGUUCUCCCCGCUGGAGAUCCCGGUGCGGGAAGUAGAGUGCUCUGUGCGAGGAGGCUCGAAGAGACUGGAGGUGACCCUCACUAUCUGCUUCUCGGGCAAGAAUCUCACCCCCAAAUUCCACGGGCCUGUGAACACUGACCUCAAAUACACUCUGGAGACGGAUGGACAUCGCACCAGAAGCCGGGGCGAGUUGUCUCCGGGGAUGCGGGCCGUCAGAGGGAACAUGUCCAUCAUCCCAGGGACGAAAAAUUCCUGCCUCCAGCAUAAGCUUCGGUUUCCGGUCUGCGUGGAGGACAUCAUUUCCCCCAUCAACAUCUCCCUAAGCUUUGCCCUUCAAGAGGAGGCUGUGGGGAGCCUUAUGAUGGACGAGCAGGAGAAGGGAGUGAAGCCCAUCCUGAGUCUCUCCACCCACACGGAGACCUGGGAGAUUCCUUUUGAGAAGAACUGUGGAGAAGACAAGAAGUGCGAGGCCGACCUGAGCCUGAAAUUCAACUCCAAAAGACCCCCAGCGCUGCAUCUUUCCCCAUCGUCCAACCUGUCCGUCCUCCUGGAGCUGACCAACAGCGGGGAAGACGCUUACAGGGUGCAACUGCAUCUGGCCCUCCCCGUGGGCCUCUCGUUCCGCAAAGUCUCAACGGUCGAGCCUCACAUCCAUAUUCCUGUAACUUGUGAGGAGGGAACCAAGGUGUCUGGUUCCCCAGUCUGGACCCUAGCCUGCAAUGUGAGCUCCCCUAUCUUCAAAGGAGGCUCUGAGGUCCUCAUCCAGAUGGUGUUUGAUACGCUGUUGAACAGCACCUGGGGAAACUCCCUACAGAUAAGCGCCAACAUCAGCUGUGACAACGAGGACGCCAGCCUGUGGAAUAACAACAGCGCCGUGACAGAGAUUCCCAUCCUCUACCCCGUCGUCGUUGACAUCGGGAUCGAGGAGCAGAUCAGUACCUCCCACUUCAACUUCACUUCCAGAGGUCCCAAGACUCAUACGUUCCAACAUUCCUACAAGGUGAAUAUCCAACCGCUCAUCGACUCGCCGCCGACUCUGGAGGUCUUUGUCUUGAUGCCGGCGACUCAGCCCAAAGCACUCAUCCAAGGCAACUUGAGCAUAGAUGUGGAUUCACAGAGACCCUGCCAGUGGAUGCCCGUGAACGAACUGCCCCCCACCAUUGAGUUCCCCAAGACCUGCUCCGUCGGAAAGGCCUUCUUCUGCGUCUUUGCUUUCCAAAAUGCAGUCUCCGUCCAUGUGAACGGAGAGGUGGAACUGACUGAAAAGAUCGAGGACUCUUCCAUCAUCAAGUUCUGCAGCUCCAUCUUGGUCUCUUUCAACACGGAGAAGUUCUUUCACCUCCAUGGCCGUGACUUCUCCAAAAGCCAGAUCACCACAGAAGUAGACCUGGUGUACGAGAAGAACGCGCUGCUCCUGUAUGUAAUGAGUGGAAUUGGGGGGCUAGUUUUGCUGCUGCUGAUCUUCCUAGUUCUGUAUAAGUGUGGCUUCUUCAAAAGGGAUUUGAAGGCGCAGAUGGAUGCCGCUAGCGCUGGGAAUGGGGCAGAGGAAGGAGAAGAGGGAGGAACUCCCGAUCCCAAGGAGCCCGAGGAGUCUGUGGAUCCCGGCUGCACGGAGCUCCUCAGAGAAGAAGCCUCCCCCAGUGCCUGAACCCCCGCAGAAUGAACAGGGAAGACUUGUCUCCUUCUCCUCCUCCCUGAGGCCUGGGGACAGAGACGCCGCUUUGUCUCAAAUUGCCAAGCAGCCCGUUCAGGGAUCGGAUUCCUCCAGGGCUCUCCCAGAUUCCACUGGGCCCGUGCCGAAGCUUCAGUCUCUCCUACCGAGCAUUCCGGAGGCAGGAAUGAAGGGGGUGUUACCCUGAACCGGGGAGAGCAGCGGGUGCCAAAGUGAAAUGCCAACCUCCCACUGGCACCGGAGACUAGAAGCCGAAGGAGGGCAGAAUGGUUGGAACUAAGCCCUGGAGGCCCUUUGUUUCUUUUCCCUCUCCCGCAACCCUUAGGUGAUGUGAUUCUUGAAGCCGGUUAUUGGUAAUUUCCCAAGCGUUUGGUACAAUUCUCUGUACCCAGUGGGUGCUUAAUAAAUAAACCACAGGUGGACUGAA
Molecule: messenger RNA, 3990 nt
Organism: Tachyglossus aculeatus (Australian echidna)
Lineage: Eukaryota; Metazoa; Chordata; Mammalia; Monotremata; Tachyglossidae
Gene: ITGAL
Product: integrin subunit alpha L
Exons: 31
Coding region: 15-3539 (1174 amino acids)
Biological process (GO): cell-cell adhesion; cell adhesion mediated by integrin; cell-matrix adhesion
Cellular component (GO): external side of plasma membrane; integrin complex
Molecular function (GO): integrin binding
Source: RefSeq, a predicted model, not a curated record